AACAAGCUGGGAAAGCCCGAGUCUUUGAGAAAGAAAGAUCAAUUCCAAGCUCGAAGGUCGAAGGAACAAAGCUCAUGAGGUGUGUUGGAUAAGAAAAUGCCAAUUCUUCUUCAACCCUGUAAGUCUCUCUGCUCCCCCAACUAUGUUUUACCAGUUAAGAAUUUCACUGUUGUAUCCAACACUGUCCAAAGCAACGCAUUUUCGAGCGACCCCAAAUGCACAGCUUCAAAACCCUCCAAAUGCAAACUAUUUUCCACUGUUGGGUCUCUUCAAAAUCUGAUAUUUUCUAAGAAUUUCUCCAUUUGGGGAGGUACCCAUGUUUCCUUUUGCUCUGGAAAUGAGGUUUUUGAUGGUUUCUCGUUUACCCAGUUGCCCCAAAAGCCUGAAAGUAAAGCUACUAAAGAGAAUGAAGAACUUGAAUUGCUAAAUAAGCCUUCCCCAGUGCCUAUAAAUAAUGGGGUUGACUCAGAAUUAGACAAGGAAUCUGAAAAACCUGAUAAAGACGAGGCUUUGGCGCCUUUUUUGAAGUUCUUCAAGGGGAGAGAUUCUGGGGAGGACGUGAAAGAAGAGGGAGUUGUAUUAGAGGAAAAAAGUGAUGUGGACGACAGGAGUGAGGAAGUUAAGAAGGUCGGUAUUGAGUACUACGAGCCUAAACCCGGUGAUUUUGUGGUGGGAGUGGUGGUUUCAGGUAACGAGAAUAAGCUUGACGUGAAUGUAGGGGCGGAUUUGUUGGGUACAAUGUUGACAAAGGAGGUGCUUCCCCUGUAUGACAAGGAGAUGGAAUACUUAUUGUGUGAUACCGAUAAGGAUGCCAACGAGUUCAUGGUCCGGGGGAAGAUGGGAAUUGUGAAGAAUGAUGGCGCCUUAAGUGGGGGACCGGUGCCUGGAAGGCCUGUUGUGGAGACUGGAACUGUUUUGUUCGCUGAGGUUCUUGGGAGAACACUUAGUGGUCGACCAUUGCUUUCAACUAGACGGUUCUUCCGGCGGAUUGCUUGGCAUCGAGUGAGGCAGAUAAAACAACUCAAUGAACCUAUCGAGGUGAAAAUAACAGAGUGGAAUACCGGAGGUCUUCUUACAAGAAUUGAGGGUUUGCGAGCUUUUCUUCCAAAAGCUGAGUUAUCGAAUAGGGUGUACAACUUCACUGAUUUGAAAGAAAAUGUUGGACGCCGGAUACAUGUGAAGAUUACUCGCAUAGAUGAGACUAAAAAUGACUUAAUAUUGAGUGAGCGGGAAGCUUGGGAAAUGUUAUACCUUAGAGAGGGAACACUUUUAGAGGGGACUGUUAAAAAGAUCUUCCCAUAUGGAGCUCAGAUAAGGAUAGGCGAAACUAACAGAAGUGGGUUGCUGCAUGUCUCAAACAUCACCCGCUCCCGAAUUACUUCAGUCAGUGACUUACUUGCAGUUGAUGAGAAGGUCAAAGUUCUGGUUGCGAAGUCAAUGUUUCCUGAUAAAAUAUCUCUGAGUAUUGCUGACCUUGAAAGUGAGCCCGGCCUAUUUAUAUCAAACAAAGAGAAAGUAUUUGCCGAGGCUGAAGUGAUGGCAAAGAAGUACAGGGAAAAGCUACCUGCUGGUUUAUUCUCUCACAAGUUGGCAUACCUUCCAACCAAUGCUUUACCUUUUGACAAUGAAGCAAGUAUGUAUGCAAAUUGGAAAUGGUUCAAGUUUGAAAGUGAACAUAAACCAGUGUGACCCUUACGGUUACCCUGUGAUGUGAUCAAUUUGUAAAAGAGUGAGGGUUCAGUCCUGCUAUCCUCCCCCUGCCCCACAACGCCACGCACCCCAUCAUGAAAAAAAGGAACCACUUUUCCUUCGGCCGUUAUUCUCUUUGAUUAUAAACAAGAAAUCAAGUUAUUUGGCGUUGCAGCCAGAUCACAAGCCAUUUGAAAAUCUAUUUGAUAUGAGCAUAUAAUGUUGUGCUUGUCCACAUGAUGCCUCCAUUUUUCUCAUUGUUCUAUACAAAUGUGUGAUAGGAAGAGUAAAAAUAUUCUCUCAAUUGUAGUUGCAAAACCUUUCGCGGGUGUUGUUUUUGUUUUACAUAUGGAAACAAGCAGAGCCAUUUGCUUUUGAUUCA
Corylus avellana is the source of this 2071-nucleotide messenger RNA. RefSeq names its product Nucleic acid-binding proteins superfamily (gene PDE338). Gene Ontology annotation, biological process: RNA stabilization. The record is from RefSeq and is a predicted model, not a curated record. Lineage: Eukaryota; Viridiplantae; Streptophyta; Magnoliopsida; Fagales; Betulaceae. Gene Ontology annotation, molecular function: RNA binding.